This is a messenger RNA of Ostreobium quekettii, 1275 nucleotides long. The record is from the annotation of a GenBank genome assembly. NCBI's taxonomy places the organism in Eukaryota, Viridiplantae, Chlorophyta, Ulvophyceae, Bryopsidales, Ostreobiaceae.
AUGCCGGAGGUUAAUGGUUUGCAAGCGGAUGAUUUGGAGGCGGCCAAUGGCGCGCAGUCUGCGGCGUCCACCAGCGGGGGGCGCGAUGGCGGGGAUGAGGAGGCCACAGAGUCGACUAUGGGCAAGCUGAGCUACGUGACGUCGAUGGUGUUCGCGCGGCGGCCCGUGGAGCUGCACAGGCAGAUGACGGGCAGGAGCAGGUUUCAGGUCGCCGGGACCAAGGUGCUGUCGAUGCUGUCGUUCCGGCGGCACGCGCGGGCGCUGUCGGACCCCAACGUGCGGGGGGCGGACCGCCUGAGCCACGUGGUGAGCCUGGAGGCCAAGCUGGCGCACCACCCGAGGAAGCACGAGGUUCUGGCGCAGCUCAAGAAGUGGCAGCACCGGGAGUACAAGGGUUUUGGUGAUCGCAUGGCCAACGAACUAUUUGUUCUUGGGGAGAGGAUCUUUCUCAUCUUCACACCAAAGGAGAUGAACAACCAUGACCUUAUCUACACCUGGGGCUUCUUCCUGUUUCUCGUUGUGCCAUUCUUCUACAUGGCGGGGGAGUUUCCCCGUUGGCUAGAAAGCCCAGAUGCAGUCGUGGACCUUCAGAUCGUCCGAGACAACCUGAACAAAAUUGGGCCCGAUGCACUUGUAAAAUGGGUCGUCAAGCGUGGUGACGCAUACCAAUUCUCGUCCAACUACCUCAUACUCUGGGGCGGAAGAUAUAUUCCGCUAAUGGAGAAUGGGGCAGACGUCUACCGGUGGAUAACUUCACUCCUGAUCCACCAAGACCUGGCUCACCUGCUGAACAAUGCCAUCAUAUUUCUCCUGUUCUCUACACACCUGGAACACAAAUAUGGAACACUGCGGAUUGGUGCUCUGUCUUUCUUUGCUGGAAUUGGAGGAAAUUUGCUCAGUGCUGCGUUUGAAGAUGUGUGUGAUGUGGUGGUGGGCGCAAGUGGAUGCUGUUUUGGCCUGCUGGGACUGUUCGUGGCAGACAUGUUGCUGAAUUUCGAGUCAGUCACCUUUCCAAUCCUGAGGAUCUUUUUCCUGCUUCUCAUGCUGUCGCUCACGAUCAUCACCCUUUUCCAGGAGGGCAACACAUCUCACCUGUCUCAUGCUGGCGGUUUUUUGGCUGGGCUCUUCCCGAGCUUUGUGUUUCUGCCAAACUUGCACAAAACGAAAUUUGAGGCGGUUUUGCCAUACCUAGGUUUCUUGAGCAUCGUGUUCUUUUAUGUUCUUCUUCCGAUCUACGUUUACGGCGACGUCAUACCGAGCAACACUUGUCUGUAA